Messenger RNA from Drosophila biarmipes, 621 nucleotides. It is a transcript of the gene Irbp18, whose product is annotated as CCAAT/enhancer-binding protein homolog 2. The transcript is spliced from 2 exons. Gene Ontology annotation, biological process: regulation of transcription by RNA polymerase II; DNA-templated transcription. Gene Ontology annotation, molecular function: RNA polymerase II cis-regulatory region sequence-specific DNA binding; DNA-binding transcription factor activity, RNA polymerase II-specific. The record is from RefSeq and is a predicted model, not a curated record. Bases 26 to 367 code for a protein of 113 amino acids. NCBI's taxonomy places the organism in Eukaryota, Metazoa, Arthropoda, Insecta, Diptera, Drosophilidae.
ACAGAUCAGAAUUAUCACGGAGAGGAUGCCGGCCAGGAGGAGGACUGCAAAUGCGGCGUCGACCAGCAAGAACAGCGAUUCCCCGUUGAGUCCACGGUCAGACGACCCAGCGUACCAAGAAAAGAGAAAGAAAAACAACGAGGCUGUACAGCGCACACGCGAGAAGACCAAGAAAUCGGCCGAGGAACGGAAGAAACGCAUCGACGAGCUGAGAAAGCAAAACGACGCCCUAAAAGUCCAGAUAGAGCAGGGCGAAAAACACAUUUCCACUCUGCGGGAUCUGAUCAUUCAGGGCGAGAAAACGGAGGACGGCCACCGCAUCAUCCAGGAGAUUCUCGCCGGUCCGGAUCCAGAUGACAAUGACUAACGAGGAGCUGCUCCUGAUCUACUUUAUAAUAUUUACUUACUUCUAAGGUGUAUUUACCACCAUGUUAAUCUUAAGUGUUCAACUAAUUCGGUGUAACUUCUCGAAUUCCAUUAACAUUUCGAUCUGCUCAUACUUCCCAUGCUAACCAAUUCAUAGGAACUGGUGAAAUGAUAAGUGACAUCCACAAACCUUAAAGAACAAACCAUGUUAACAUUUUAAAACCACGUAAAAUAAAGUAGCUGUAAUGUGUACAA